This is a messenger RNA of Arabidopsis lyrata subsp. lyrata, 1389 nucleotides long. RefSeq names its product protein CLP1 homolog 5. Lineage: Eukaryota; Viridiplantae; Streptophyta; Magnoliopsida; Brassicales; Brassicaceae. The record is from RefSeq and is a predicted model, not a curated record. Gene Ontology annotation, molecular function: polynucleotide 5'-hydroxyl-kinase activity. Gene Ontology annotation, cellular component: mRNA cleavage factor complex; nucleus. Gene Ontology annotation, biological process: tRNA splicing, via endonucleolytic cleavage and ligation. The transcript is spliced from 9 exons. Bases 1 to 1272 code for a protein of 423 amino acids.
AUGUUUGGUCCUCAAAUAAGAAGAGUCGAUUUAGAGAAUCAGAGCGAACUCAGAAUCAAAGUGCAACGUACUUCGCCUCUCAGACUCCGUUUGCUCGAUGGAAAAGCUGAGAUUUUCGGCUAUGAACUUCCACAUGAAGCUUGGAUCACAUUUCCACCUCUCAUGACAUUUGCGGUUUUUACAUGGUAUGGUGCAACUAUUGAAAUCGAUGGUACCAUCGAAAAUGAAUAUAUAUCAUGUGAGACACCUAUGGCGAACUAUCUUGAAGUGCACAACUCUCUACUAGUACAAAGACAUCGUGUUACUUGCUCAACAAGAGAUUCUGUAUCUUCACAGGGACCAAGGAUUGUCAUUGUAGGGGAUACAGACUCUGGGAAGAGUACAUUGGCUAAAAUGCUUCUGAAUUGGGCAGCAAAAGAUGGUUGGAAACCAACGUUUGUUGAUCUUAACAUUGGACAAAGCUCGAUAACCAUACCGGGAACUGUUUCUGCUACUCCUAUCAAGAUGCCUGUGGAUCCUGUUGAAGGGUUUCCUCUUGAUAAGGCUCUUGUGCACUACUUUGGUCACGCAAAUCCAAAUGUAAACCUUAGACUGUACAGAACCCUUGUGGAAGAGCUUGCCAGAGAAUUAAAAGAAGAGUUUUCUGGUAACUCUGAAUCUCGAGCUUCGGGGAUGGUGUUUGACACGAUGGGAUUUAUCGUUCGUGAAGGCUAUACGCUGCUUCUCCAUGCAAUAAGGACGUUUAAUGCAUCUUUAGUUAUUGUCCUUGGUCAAGAGGAAAAACUCGUCAAUGAUCUGAAGAAAGAUCUCAAAUUCAAGAAGAAUCUACAAUUCUUGAAUCUUGAGAAGUCAGCUGGAGUCUUCUCUAGGAGCUCGGACUUCCGCAAAACAUUGAGGAACAGUAAUAUUCAGAAUUAUUUCUAUGGAGUCACGAACGAUCUCAACGUCUACACCAAAACAGUAAAGUUCACUGAUGUGCAAGUAUAUCAAAUCGGUGAUUUUCGAGAGAGUAGUUCAACUUCUGCUCAUCAAAGAGGAAACAACCCUUUGAAGAUCAUACCUGUGACAAUUGACGAACAUCUUGUGAACAAAGUUCUUGCUAUCUCAUACACCAAACAACCUCAUCAGAUCAUCUCAAGCAUUGUUGCUGGAUUUGUGUGUAUCAAAAAUGUUGAUAUUGUUGAAGAGAGAAUUACAUAUAUCUCUCCAUCAGCUGCGGAAUUGCCUAGCAAGACACUGAUCAUGGGGACUUUGACUUGGCAUGUAACUUGAGAAGCAAGAAACUAAAGAGAAGAAAGUGAGGGUUUUUUUUUUUUUUUUUUUAAUAAUGUUUUAUCUGUUAUCAACUUCUUUGAAGAUGCUCUAGUUUAUUCUCCUAUAUACGGAGUU